ACAGCGCGUGUACAGUAAAGUGGGGGACCGACCAUGUCUGCGUCUUUAAGCAGAACUCUAUACGGACUGCUGCAUGAUGUCAGCCUGCUCUCGGUCCGUGCGCUGCUCGUGUGAGAGCCGCAUUUUACUUCCUGCACAGGGACAGGAGCGGGCAGAGAAAGAGAGAGUGGGAUAGCAAGAUGGGGGGACGAGCGGCCGAGACAGGACUAAAAGUGAUAGAGUGAGCCAGCGGACGAGACGAAGGAGGAAACCCGGGCCCUGCUUGUCUCUUCUUCUUUUUUUCCUUUUUUUUUUUCCUUUUUUUUUUUUUUUUUAGAAGAAGAAGAAGAAGACAAGAGAAUCCUACAAAGUUUAGGGGUUAUCCAGCCUACCACAUCUGCGCCAGCUGACAGCCUCAGUCUAUGGAAUAGCGACAAAUCGGAUGUCUUUCUUGGUGGAAGAGUGAAAAUCUGAAAGCCCAUCUUCCUCUCCCCCUUCGGCCAACAUGUCCCAGCUGCUCCAUGUGGAGAUCCCGAAUUUUGGAGCCACGGUUCUGGGCUCCCUCAAUGAGCAGCGGCUGCUGGGACAUCACUGUGACGUAUCCAUAUUGGUAAAAGGUCAGGCUUUUAAAGCCCACCGGGCCGUUUUGGCGGCCAGCAGCCUCUACUUUCGUGACCUCUUCAGCAGCUCAACCAAGACUCAGUUUGAGUUGCCUUCCUCAGUCACACCUGCUUGCUUUGAGCAGAUCCUCACAUUCUGCUACACAGGGAAGCUAACGAUGGCAGCAAGCGAACAGCUGGUUGUCAUGUACACAGCUGGCUACCUCCAGAUUCAGCAUAUAGUUGAAAGAGGCAUGGACCUAAUGUUUAAGGCAAGCUCACCUCACUGUGACUCGCAAACUGCAGGGUCCUUAGAGGAGACGGGAUCAGAACCGCAGAGUCCUCUCAAUAAUGGUAUCGGCCUAUCAGUAGCCAGCGUUCUGGGGACCCAAAGCUGGUCUACGUCGUCCCUACUCUUGCCGCAGCGUAAAAUUAAAAUAGAAGUGGGCGACCCAACACCGAUUUCCACACCCUCAACACAAACCAAGAUUUCAACCUCGGAGCUGGGGAGCCGGUUGGCGAGAGCCUUCUACACAGCAGCUGGAGGCCCUGCCAUUCCUGGUAUGCCUACCUUCCACUUUCAAGGAACUACUGGAGGUGGAGCCGGGGGUGGGGCAGGCGGAGGAACAGGUGCGGAAAGGUCCAGCCCAGGAGAGUCAAGCCUUCCCACCACAGACAGCCCCACAUCCUACCAGAAUGAUGACGAGGAAUUUGAGGAAGAGCCAUAUGACGGGAUCGCAGAGGAUGCCUACAGUCAGCUCUAUGGACGUCCCACUAACCCCUAUGGGAUCCAGGACAAGCCAGAGUUGGCAGCAAUGCCAUUGGCCUUGGAAAAUCGCAACUGCGUGCUCAUCCGCAGAGACCUGGUGGCACUUCCUGCAAGCCUCAUAAGCCAGAUUGGCUACCGCUGCCACCCCAAACUCUACACUGAGGGGGACCCAGGAGAGAAGCUGGAAUUGGUCGCUGGAACCCAGGUGUUCAUGACACGAGGCCAACUCAUGAACUGCCAUCUGUGUGCCGGUAUCAAACACAAAGUGUUGCUUCGUCGUCUCUUAGCCACGUUCUUUGAUAGAAACACUCUGGCAAAUAGCUGUGGGACAGGCAUCCGCUCUUCUACAAGUGACCCAAGCAGAAAGCCCCUGGACAGCAGGGUCCUGAAUGCUGUGAAACUCUACUGUCAAAACUUUAACCCUAACUUCAAGGAGAGUGAAAUGAAUGUGAUCGCUGCUGACAUGUGCACAAAUGCAAGGCGGGUCCGUAAGAGAUGGCUCCCAAAGAUCAAGUCCAUGCUGCCUGAUGGCAUGGAAGUGUACCGGGCAGGCAUGGGCAUGAGUGCUGCUGCUGCCGUUGGUCUGAACCUAGCCCUGGGUGCCCCUCAGUCAGGAGUUUCUCUUUCCUUCGAGCAUGAUUUGAAGAGCCUAGAGCAAAGGUUGUGUCCAGAUCGCAAGGACCCUCUCAGGACUCAUGCAGCCAGCCCUGGUGCAGGGUCGGCUGGAGCAGAAGCCGAAGGUGAAGGUGAAGCAGCAGUCCAGGAGGAUCAGGAGGAAGAUGACGACGAAGCUGGAUCGGAGGGCGCGGACCGAUCACUGGGGGCACCGAUUUUGGUGUCGGUGGUCGGAUCAGCAGAUACGCCCCCCGAGCAGGGGGUGGAAAGUUUUGGACAAAAUCUGAGGUUGAACGGACAGUGAAUCUCCCUCCCACAUCGUGAAAUGUGUUUAACACUCACAUUUACUUCUUCUCACUGUCUCAUCCGUCACUCUUUCCUCUCCUCUGUGCUUCCUCGACAGGGAAAUUUUGUUCUCCACACACAAAGCUGCACUCGCAACUUUUAUCAGACAAAAGUUGGUCGCACAUGCAUGCGCUCGUGUGUGCUUGUGUAUUUGCAAACUUACAUGCAGUGAAAUAAAAAAAAAAACCACAGCUAUUAAAAGCAUACACAGGCAUGACAUUAGUCAGUUCGGGUCCAAGUAUGUAUUCAGCACUUGGGCGUCUGCAGCAUUAUUCCAAAAGGUCAAAUAACAAAACAGAUGACUGUAAUGAUUCAUCAUAUCGGUGCGACACCACCAACAGCUGGUUUGCAGCAGGUUGUAUGUACUUUGCAGUGUAAUAUUAUUUUAUAAAGUGACUUGGAAAAUUGUAUUUGAGAAACAGAGCUCUACAGCAAGACCACUUUACAUCCCAUCACUAUUCGUAAAGAGUGUACUGUGAAAGAAUUGUUUAGAAAAUAAGAAACCCUUUCCUUUAUUUUACCUUGUAUUGUUUUGCCCAAGUAUCAUACCCCUUGAACCUGUCCAUUUUUUUGUCACAGCUACGAACUUUAUUGAAUUUUAUUUGGAUUUUACGUGACAGACCAACAAAAAACAGUGCAUGUAUGUGAAUCGAGUCUGAGUUAAUUCAAUAUGUGAAGAAAAUACUGUAGUGUUUUCUACUAUUUUUAAGCAAAUGCAUUUUUAUUCACUCCCACCCCUGAGUCAGUACUUCCUAAACUUCACUGCAAUUUCAGAUGUUCUGAGCAGCUUUGCACAGCAAGUCUGAAAGUUCUUGGACUUUUUUCUUUGAAAAUAAUAUAAUUUACUGUAACCAGAAUUCAUCAAAUUGAAUUGAAAGUAUUAAGAAUAUUUUAAAUUUUUAGUGUUUUGGUUGUUUUUGCUUAAAAUUUAGCAUCGUUUUCUUGUGUGUGAUCACAAUCACACACAACUCUGUGCUGAUUUCUCACAUAAAUUCCCUAUAAAAUACAUUAAAAGUUUGCAAUAAUACAUAAUAUUAUAUGACAUGGAAAAGUUCAAAAGGUAUGGAUACUUUCACAACACACUGUGUUGUAUCACUUUUAUGAUGAAAAUUACAAAAUAUUAUUUUCUGCAAGUACUUGUUUUUUAUCAUAGCUCUAAGAACAAAUGCAAGAUAACAAAUCUAUCACACAUAUUGGUUGUUUUCUCGUGCAUAUCUAGUCGGACAUAUCGGACAAGACUGUCAAUGUGAUGCCUGUGUCUGCUCCACAUCAUACCUCCCAAGCCACACAUAGAUACAUGCAAAUAAACACACAAACACUCAUUCAUUCAUCUUUACAUUUCUGUAAUACAAGCGUUUAAUGUACUGAUGUAAUCAAAUGGCACACUGUCCAAAAGAAUAUGUUGCAGUGAAUUUAACUCCAAAAAUCACAGAAUUCUUGGAGAUACAGAGACAUGAAUAAAAACAUGAGAUAAUGUCAAGACUUGCAUGCAUUAGUCCAAACAAUGGCUGGAAAUAUUUGCUAAAGAGAACUGCAAGGUCCCAUUUCUGCAUUGAAAUAAGAUAACAGCUACUUUUGCCUGGAGAUGUGAUGUUAAAAACUAGAAGCACUUUCUCCAUUUCUUUCUGGAAAAAGGCCGCCAAACGUUACAGAUGAUCUUGAUGUAACCCUGCUUUGACUGUUUCUGACACCGAAUUAGUUUGAGUUUCUUGGGUUUUUUUUUAUUUGUAUGAAUUCUGCAGAGUGUUUUGUCCACUUAAAUGGAGAACAGUGAAUAUAUGAAGUGCACUACACUGAAAAAACAAAAACAGUGCCAGAGAGGAGUACUGUUCCACCUUCAUGACGUGUCGUGAAAUGUUUUGAGUCAAUUCUGUCCUGUUUCCAUCCUGUUUUUGUUGUUAGUUUGAUUACUCGCUCUCCAGUGGGGAAAUGAGAUGGUGGGUAAAUUAUUUAAAGAUUACUUUUAAGAGCAAAUUACGCUAGUUUACUGCGUUUGCACUCAAGAGAGUGGGGGAAGCCAAGGAUUCUGGAAAAGAGGCUCCUGCAAAAGACUGCAAAUCCCCACCACGUUACCCUGAUUACAUAUUCAAUCAGGCACUCUGUGGGCUCAGAUAGAAACAACGGGUCUCUAUUGACGAUGACUGUUUCUGUGUUUUGCUGGGGGGACUAAGGCCGUGCAUUCGUCAAGCCUGUUUUCUGUUUUUGAUGUCUGUUUUCACGCUUGUUGCCAUUGCCAUGCAUAGGACCCAGUCCAAAGAGCCUUUCUUUAUCAUUUUUCUUUCAUGCAUCGAUUUAAAAUGAUGCACUGUUGAAUGUCGCCCCUUGUUCUUUGCUUGUCGUGGGCUUCAGUCAGCAGUCGAAGAACAUGUAAUUACAAAAGUAGACCAUAAAUUUUAAUUUUUAUCACAAAUAUUCAAAACAAAAAUGUGGUGAUUGCACAAGUGAGGUUAAGGAGGUUUAAGGAGAUGCCCCCAGAAUAUUUGAUCUGUUAUGUAUUUUUUCAGUGAUGUGCCACUUUAGAGGUUGGGCCAAAUUUUUCUCUGUCUUCGACAAGUAUAUCUUGGAUCUUUAGGGUAAGCUUUUAGAUAGCCCUGCAUAUAAAAAAACAGGGUCAAGAUUGCACUAUAGGUAAUGUUCAUUACGUUUACAGUUUUUUUUUUUUUUUUUUUUUUCUAUUUUCUAUUUUUUCCCCCUUUGGGAAGAACUGUAAUCUGCCCCAGAUAAGCCAGGGUCAUGAAUGGCCAAGUUGAUGGUUGAAUGUAAAUUGUAGCAUUGAGGGUCACAGUCUUUUUUUUUAUUUUUUAUGAUAUAGUAAAUUAUUGAAUCUCUUUGUUUAGUAUGUGGCUUCAUUUUUUUAUUCACAUAAAUUGCAAACUUAAAAAAAAAAAAGAAAUUUAAAAUUAACUUUACUGAUAGUGAUGUUUUUGCAUAAAUAUUUUAAAAUUGAUACAAACAAGUCUUCCAGUGUGUUGAAGCACAGGCGGCAGUAUCCUAAUAAGUGUAAAACUGAGGUUUGUUUCAGUUACUCCACAUGAUUUAAAAUAUGCUCAUCUAAUGGUGAAAUGAAAAUAUUUACUAACUUAUAGCAUCAUCUUGUCUAAUUUAUUUGAUGUUGCUCUUGUGAGGGAAUAAAUAAAUAUUACUUUUUUGCCUAUUGGGGUCACCUCUUGUUUGGUCAAAUAAGCUAACUGUGUAAAACAAUUAAAUAAAUAGUUCAAAAUAAAUACAUUUAUAUUGAAAGGCAAGUCACCUUAAAAUCAAAAACCACCAUUAUCCCUUAUUAAAUCGGUUAAAGUGGUCAGAGUUUAAAAUAUAUUGAGUCUGUACAAUUAAAUCUCUGCUUUCUCUAAUGUAUCUUUAAACAGAAUGUUUUUCUGCAUUCAAUUACACAGUUUUCAGAGCAGUUCUAAUUAAAAGAGUGCAGUAUCUAUAAGGACCAAGGAAAAUGUGAUAUACUCCAUUGCAGUGAUUAAAUAAGUGUGGAGCAGUGCCUUAGACUGUGAAUGUGGGUCUGUGCCAUAAUAGUUGUUCAGAAAUAAACAAGCCAAGAAGGCUAUAUGGAUUAGACUUUUCUCUUACUGAAAUUGUUAUUCUAAACUUUAAAAUUAUGACUCUAACUAUGUUGACAUACUUUAGCUGACUUACUUUCUUUCAUGUAAUUUUUUAAUGUAAAAACUUUGCUCCCUUUACUAGGGUCACUGUGUUUAUUUAAAGCUUUUAUUUACAAUAAGACUGGUUCCUUCUUGGACACCCUUGCAUGCUGAGCAAAACGGGGAAACCUAUCAAAUAUAUGUAAAUAAAAUCAGAUAUAGUUGAAUUGGUGCAUCCGCUCAAAUGCGUCUUCCUCUGUAAACCUCACCCUCUGUCAGUUUGUUAACUUUUUAAUCAAACCUUUUUAACUUUCCUUUUUAGCUUCGUGGGAUCUUUGAUUUUUUUUUCAUCUUGUGCAGGGUAACCGGGUGAUGUUGCACUUUAAAAUCAGAAAGUCUCAGACAAUGGCUAACCUAUGAGAGAAUGAGCUCCGUCGGAGGUGCUUAAUAGAAAAAAAAAAAGGUAAAAUAACGUGUAUGAUUUUUCUAUGUUUCUUUGAUGGAAACCAGUGUCAUGUUAACUGCAAGCUCAAAUGAGAAACAGGAUGGGGUUGGUGGCUGUGCAGAAACUAUUCUUUCAUUAUUUUAUUCAAAACUUUUUUUCUCCUCUUUUUUUUGGCUCUCUGCCUCUUUUACUGUAAAAAUAAUGGGCACUGUAAGUUUUUUUUUAUUCGCUCUGCUGAAAGGUUAACCCUGAAAAUUAUACACUGAUAUGCAAAAAUUACACUUGUAUCAUAAAAUGCAUGCCAUUCAGAUGUUCACCCUGACCCGAUGAAACCUCUGAUCUUUAUGCACCCUGUAUUUUAUGCUGAAUAACUGUUUUCACUGUUUGCAAGCAGAGACUUGAGUCGUCUUGCAGUCAACGGGGCUGUAUUUUUUAAUCAUACACCCUGGCCUUUCAUUGAAUGUUUGCAUAAAAUGUAAUCUCUUGCAUAAUCGACAGCAAAAUACUGAUUAAGAGUGGCAUACAUAAACUAACUACCCAGUUGAGUGUGCAUCUAAAUCUUCAGAGACUAAGAAAAGAAAUGCACCGAAAAGUUUGUGCGUGUAUGUCUGUGUCCUCGAACAUGAUGCCAGCACUUUAGAACUACUUAGAAAACCGAAAGAAAAGGAAAAAAAAAACCUGUCAAGGAUGACCAAGGCUACAGGCAACAGACGAGUAGAUGCAACUUUUAAAGCCAUGUGUUCAGAGCGCUGACAAUCAGAAAAGGGAUGAGGCCCACAGUGCACUAUGGGGGAUGUGAAAUGACUUGCUGUGCUUUUGCUAUUUGCUUUUGUCUUUCAGCUUGUUUCAUUCUGUACUGGCUUACUUUCAGAAUGGAGGGUCGAUGGUGUCAUCUGCAGCCUUCUUGGUUUUAUGUGUGUGUGCGUGUUUGCAGCAAGGACUUACUCAAACCUUGGUGCUCAUUGGGCAGAGAUGUCCUCAGUUGGCAUGGACCUUAUCUGUCAUUCUCUGGGCUUUUUGGUGACCUGAUGAUGGACGACAACACAAAUGUUUAAAAACAAAAACGAAGGAAGAUGUUAUCAUGCAACUGCAUACUUUGAUCAUCGUGUUGUUUCUGACUAUCAGCAGGGCUUGGCCCAGGCAAAUUGGGAUGAGGCUAUUUUAGUGUUGAUACUGCUUCAUAACAGAGACAAAAUGUUGAAAUGUUUAUGCGCCUUCUGACUCUCAAGCAUCAAUAAUAUAUACUGGAAAUGCAAGUUGCCACUUUCGAUGUUGCAUACAAAUCUCUUUCAUUCCCAUCAUUGUAUUUGCCAUCAUGGGUUUUAAGUUGUGUACCUUAUUUCUUUAAAUGCAUUACAAAAACAUGUCUGCUUUCUAAUAAAAAAAGACCUUACUUCACCA
This is a messenger RNA of Xiphophorus hellerii (green swordtail), 7743 nucleotides long. It is a transcript of the gene nacc2, whose product is annotated as NACC family member 2. The record is from RefSeq and is a predicted model, not a curated record. The transcript is spliced from 7 exons. Gene Ontology annotation, molecular function: RNA polymerase II cis-regulatory region sequence-specific DNA binding; DNA-binding transcription factor activity, RNA polymerase II-specific; protein binding. Lineage: Eukaryota; Metazoa; Chordata; Actinopteri; Cyprinodontiformes; Poeciliidae. Bases 485 to 2266 code for a protein of 593 amino acids. Gene Ontology annotation, biological process: regulation of transcription by RNA polymerase II.